Rana temporaria (common frog) is the source of this 8451-nucleotide messenger RNA. It is a transcript of the gene SEC16A, whose product is annotated as SEC16 homolog A, endoplasmic reticulum export factor. Gene Ontology annotation, cellular component: endoplasmic reticulum exit site; ER to Golgi transport vesicle membrane. The record is from RefSeq and is a predicted model, not a curated record. The coding region runs from base 175 to 7329 and encodes 2384 amino acids. The transcript is spliced from 32 exons. Gene Ontology annotation, biological process: COPII vesicle coat assembly; Golgi organization; autophagy. Lineage: Eukaryota; Metazoa; Chordata; Amphibia; Anura; Ranidae.
UGUACACGUCGGCGAGCCGGAUGUCCAAGAUGGCUGCGCUGCCGAGUUAGGGGAGAGUUUCCUUCCGAGCCGGGAGACAGCGGAUAGCGGCCGAGCAGUGCGAGUCUGCAGGGUUAACCUGCAGUUUUUUUGCUACAAAAAAAAUUGGGGAACUACAGCAAAUAGAGGAGAAACAUGCAGCCACCUCCUCCUGCUGGUCCUUCGGGAAUGGGCGGACCUCCUCGAAUGGCAAUGACCACUAAUGCAUACUGGCGUAAAAGAACUCCUACUCCAUCAGCCAUGGCAGCCCCUCCAGUGCAGCCAGUCACUGACCCCUUUGCAUUUGGCAGAAUGACUCCUCAAAGUAUGGCACUGGGAAAUGCACCAAAGUCAAAUAUGCUGACAAUGUCCAGUCCAUCACCCUCACUGUACCCACAGCCUGGUCCUCCCUCAGCUGCUGCUGACCAAUCCCUGGCUGGAGCGCAAGCAUACUUACCAAGUUCUACUCCCCAACCUGUUGCAGGGGCAGCCAUGCACAGCAGUGUGUCUCCUCCGUUGUUACCUAGUGGGCAUUUCUCAAACAACAUGGCUCCCACACCUACCAUGCAACUGGGGUUUGCCCAUUCAGCCCCGACAUCUCUUCAUAACAUCACAGGAGGACUGGAAAAUGCAUCAGUGCCAAGUCAGGGCAGAUCUCAAAGUAGGCAAAGUGUUGUUACAGAAGGGGGUAAUGGAAGCCAAGUUUCAGCACCAUUACAAUCAUAUCCUCCCUCAUCUUCUCAACAAACCACAGCACCUUGGGGAUCUACUCAGGUUGCACCACCUACCUCCAGUCAGAAUUUCCCUCCAGCUGCUCAGCAUGCUGCUUACAAUACCCCUUAUUAUUCCCCUCCUUAUUUAGAAGUUUCCCACCUGCCACCCCAAUCCAGUGAUCAGACCUACUUCUCAGCCCCACAUAGAACUGCUCCAGCAUCUUUCCCACUUACUGGUGGCUCCAAUCACAUCCAACAGCAAAGUGCUUCUCAGUUCAACAACACUAUCCCAAUGGAUUAUAUGCACAACCAAAAUAUUGAACAGAACAGCCGGUUUGGUCAGGCCUACCAUGAACCACAGCAAAACCCACCAUUACCUAGUUCUAACACUAUACCACCUGGCGCUCCAUUACCUGUACCUGAAAAUAAGCCCCAGAGUGAAUCUGCAAAAAUUCUAGGCCGGGAAGGUAAUUCAGGAACUGUAUCAACAUUUUUUAAGGGGGACGAAGCAGAAAAUUUUGAAAUCCUCUCAACUGAACAGCAGUUAAAUGCUAGUAGGCAAGCAAGUAACAUUUCCUAUCAACCUGUUGGGCACUCAGCAAUAUUGUCUCUUUCACAAACUCAGCCAGCUGUUUCCACCUCCCAGACAAUGACAUCUUCACCAUUUCAUCCUGCUGUUACAAAUGCUCCAUCAUUGGUAUCGGAGAUUUCCAGUAGUUUUCAGGAUCCACAUGUACUUUGGGAAGUAGACAACAGUGAUAACCAACACACAGAAGCCAAAGGUGGGUCUGAACAGCUCUACGAUAAUGUGGAAAAUAUAGAGUGCGUUCAAAAUCUGGAAGUCUUACCAAAUGAACCCCACAAUAACACUUUUCCUACUGGUUUAAAUUUAGAAGGGUUAAGGUAUGGAUCCUUACCUGCCCCAGCUCUCCCUAAGAAUAUCCCCAGCCACACUGAAGGAGGUCCAAACAUGGAGGCCUUUGGUGGGAUGUCACGUUCUGUUCGAUCUGAUAGCGUAUCUUCAAACUACAGUAACUUAAGUCACCGAAGUCUUCCCAUCUCAACAAGACCUCAGGAACUGAUAGGCACCUUUAUUCAGAAGGAAAGUGGUAAACUUGAGAAUGAAAGUACCAACAGUUUCUUUAAGCAAAUUGAUUCUUCCCCAUUGAGUAAAGACUCUAAUGUACAAGCUGUGGGACAGAAAACUUUCCAUGGUAAUUUGUCUCAGCCUCCAGCACCAAGCCCACCAAAACCUACUGGAAUAUUUCAGGCCAGUGUAAACAGUUCUUUUGAACCUGUUCGUUCAUACAUAGGUGUAAAGCCAGUUGAUAUAGACCAGUCAAAGAUAGUUGGUGAAGUUCGAGAUGCCAACAAGCACAUACCAAACACAUCCAACAGUGCCACAUCGGCAGUUUCCCCAGGAAAUCUAGAGCAACCUCCUGAUAAUUUGGAAACUAUUUUUACUAGCAGUGCUAAUGCUGAAGUUUUGAACGUAACCAGUGGUAAUGUUUUUGGAGUUCCACCUUUCGAUAGCCUAUUGCUGGAUAAACGUCCAUCGUCAAGAGCUCAUGGGUCAAAUAAAAAGUGUGAAAGCCCUGCAACUACUCUGUGGGCCCAAGGAGAACUGCCCAAUUUUGGAGGCAAUGUCCUACUGGCUCCACCAGCUCCUGCUGUUUAUGUUCCUCCAAAACCCCAAAAUGAAGUAAUACAGCCUCCAGAGGAUGGGGCUAUAGCUACACAAAACAGCAGGCUUGACCCAGCACAGUUUGUGACAAUGCCAGAAGAGCACACCUCCUCAGAAAAUCUUGAGAACCCUCCAAAAAUAGGAGAUGAUGAACAUCCUCCAUCACAGGCAAGUUCUGGAUAUGCCAGUCUGUUGUCUUCCCCACCCACAGAUUCCCUGCAAAAUCAGCCUGUUCUAAUUGCUCAGCCAAGCAAAAACUAUAAUUUGGCACAGCCUAUUAAUUUUUCUUUGUCUUUGCCCAAUCAAAUCAAGAACCUUAAUUCUGUAAAAGAUCCAUCAGCGGCUGACAGGCCAGCUCACACUGGUAAUUAUAUUCCUGAUCAGAAUGCUUCUCUUGCUUUGGUUCAGCCUGGACCUCCGCUUAAAAUGCCUAAUUCUCUCAAUAAUAAUUUCCCCCCUGGCAGUGAUCGAUUUUCUGAAAUGUUUUCCAGUUUGCCUCAAAAUGUUAAGCCAUCGUCAUCCAAUCAAUUUCCACUUAAUUUGGUCACAGAGGGGCAGAAAAAUGGUAAGGCAGAAAGUGUAGCAGUCGAGUCAAUAAAAUCUUCAGUUCCUGUAUCAGGGUCUUAUGCGCCAGUGGGAAAUUCUACUGGGACAGUUACUGUCUCAGGGAAUUUGGUUGGCAGCCACAUGGAAAAUGUAGGUGCUGUUGAUUUUACUGUGCCUCGUGCAUCUACCAAUCAAAAUGCAAAUGCUCACGCUCUAUUCCAGAAUCCACCUCCUAUCGGUGCCCCUAACUAUCCAAAUCAGUCAAGCAAUGUCCCUAAUUUCCAGCCUGGGCCAGAUAUUAACAAACAAGGUUUUUAUCAGCAGGUUACUAAAGUGGCUCAACAGCAGCCUUCCUUUGAGACUUUGCAGCCUAGAUCGGGGCCUUUUCAUGAGUACAUGACGCCUGUUUCUCAGGCUCCACCAGGAGCUCCUCCAGGGCAGGUAGUUUCUGGGUCUAAACCUGUGACUUAUCUACCACAACCGGCACCUCCAGUGCCAACUGGCCAGAAUCCUGCAGAUCUACGGUACACCGGCACUUCAGAGCCAGGAACUAAAUAUGAGUCUUAUGAGCAGAAACCUUACCCUCCUCAUCCUGUAUCAACCUCAACCACACCAGCAAACCCCAGCCAGUCUGUUGGGUAUCCAGAACAGGCAAGACCACCUACUUCUCAAACGCCACAGCAAGUUGAUCCUUACUACUACUACAGAGGGUACGGUACAUACCCAUCGGCUUAUCCACAGCCAUAUCCACCCAUGGAUCCUCGAGCCUCUCAUCUCUACUACCAGGACCCCUAUGGAACUUAUGACCCAGCCUACAGACAACAUAGUAAUAAUGGAUUUGUGAACCCCCCUGCAAAGUACCCUUACCAAGAACCAGAGCGUCCUAGCUCAAGGUCUAGUCACUGCUCAGACCGACCAUCGUCAAGACAAGGAUACAGUGCACCAGCCAAUUACUAUGCAGACUACUAUCAAACUCAGUAUGAUUAUGGGGACCAAUCUAGAUGGGAUCGCUAUCCUGAAACCUAUGAUCCUGGAUACAGAGACCCUCGGAGUAGUUACUGGAAUUUUAUGUAUGCUGCUCGGGAGGACCCUUAUAGAAAGGUUCCAUAUGGUUACACCAGCAGGUAUGACGUGUAUGAAGACCGUUGGCAGUAUGACCCACGCUAUGUUGGUGGCUUUGAUGACGAGGUUGAUGCACGUAGAGAUCUUGCCAAAGACGAUUUUGAUCGGCGCAGCAUACACAGUGAGCAUUCAGCCCGCAGUGUGCACAGCGAGCAAAGCACGCACAGUCGUCGCAGUAGCUUCAGCUCUCGUUCACAACAGAGUCAGAUCUACAAAAGCGAUCAGGAUCUGACGACAAAUGUGUACAGCAACCACCCUGCUAACCCUGCUCAUGGCGACUAUAACUACAGCAUGUAUGCAAAUGAAUAUAGUACACAGCAACCGUUGGACAGCUCUCAGUAUGUCUACUCAAGUGGCUCAGAGUGGCAGCCAGUGGAACAAGUUCCUUCCAGGCCCCUUACCCCAGAAAAGUUUGGCAGCCCUCAUGUUUGUGCCAGGUUUGGCCCUGGAGGUCACCUGAUCAAAGUGCUUCCCAACCUCCCUUCAGACGGACAGCCCACGCUUGUAGAAAUCCACAACAUGGAGAUUAUCAUGCAGAGCUGUCCUGGACAAGAACAGAUGAGAGCGUUUCCGGGACCUCUGGUCAAGGAUGAAACCCACAAAGUUGAUGUCAUUAACUUUGCACAAAACAAAGCCAAAGAGUGCACACAGAAUGAAAACCUGAUGGACCAGGAAUCGUCCCGUCUGCUCUGGGAUUUUGUUGUUCUUCUGUGCAGGCAAAAUGGGACUGUUGUAGGGACUGAUAUAGCCGAGUUGCUGCUGCAAGAUCACAAAACUGUGUGGCUUCCCGGGAAAUCACCAAACGAAGCAAAUCUGAUCGAUUUCAGCAAUGAGCCGCUGGAACAGGAAGAGGAGUCUGUUGCCGCCCAGCUCUCCUUUCUUACAGAUACCUUGCCCAUCAGUGGAGCAGUCAUGGAAAAAGAGACGGAACGUUUCAGGGAGUUGCUACUGUACGGGCGAAAAAAGGAUGCUCUGGAGUCUGCUAUGAAACAUGGACUGUGGGGCCAUGCACUGCUACUGGCUAGUAAAAUGGACAGCCGAACGCAUGCCAGAGUUAUGACCAGGUUUGCCAACAGUCUCCCAAUUAAUGAUCCUCUGCAGACAGUCUAUCAACUGUUGUCUGGAAGGAUGCCCGCUGCAGCCACGUGUUGUGGGGAUGAGAAAUGGGGUGAUUGGAGACCUCAUAUUGCUAUGGUAUUGUCAAAUAUAACCAAUAACCUUGAUGUUCCAACAAGAACAAUGACUACUAUGGGAGACACAUUGGCAUCCAGAGGGCUCCUAGAUGCUGCUCACUUCUGCUACAUUAUGGCUCAAGCUGGUUUUGGAGUUUACACAAAGAAAACAACCAAGCUUGUCCUUAUUGGCUCCAACCAUAGCUUGCCUUUUGCCAAGUUUGCAACCAAUGAGGCGAUUCAGAGGACUGAGGCGUACGAAUAUGCCCAAUCCCUGGGUGCUCAGACCAUCUCCCUGCCCAAUAUCCAGGUUUACAAGUUUAUCUACGCCUGCCGACUGGCUGAGCACGGCCUCUCGGCUCAGGCCUUCCAAUACUGUGAACUCAUUGCAAAGACCAUUCUUAAACAUCCAUCUUACUACUCCCCUGUACUUGUCAGCCAGCUGCUUGAGGUGUCCUUACAUUUGAGGUUUUUUGAUCCUCAGUUGAAAGAGAAGCCAGAGCAGGAGUUGUUUGUAGAGCCAUCAUGGUUGGUUCGAAUCCGUCACCUGGAUAUGCAGAUGAAGCAAGGAACCGUGGUAUACAAUACUGGAAGAACAACCCCCCAACAAUAUGCCUGCAGCACGCCAAGCUCAGAACAGGAUCACAUCAGCCAAUCAGAUGGCAUGCCAGUAGCCCAUGAAGGCCUCCAUAACACAGAUAAUCCCUUACUGGCCAACCUCCUCCCCAACAUGAUUCCACCUGUCCAGGGUGUACAGUUGGCUCUUCCAGGUCCUGAACACGCUGCUACAUAUCAGCCCCCUCCAGUUAGCGAGCCUUUCUAUCCUGUCACACAGCAGACUUUUGUCCCCUCACCUGGGUUCUCCCCUCCAGUGUCUGGCCCAGGAUUUGGGACUUUCAGCAGUGACCCUGUACCUACUUACACUCCUGCUGCUAUGGAGCCUGCUCCCACCCCUCCACAACCCACCGAAUUUACACCUCAAGAGCAGUGGAGCCAGGAGCCAACAGUGCAAAGACUACCGCAGAGCUCUCCCACGAAAACCACCUUUCAUGACCCCGGAUUUGACUUCUAUGGGGAAAUGGCUAAAAUGGCCCCAGGACAGAGAUCUAGGACUGUGUCCCAGUCGUCAUCUCACAUGAGACGGACUCGGACCACCUCUGAGUCCUCUACCCACUCUAUUGGAUCAACCAGAAGAAGUUCUAUAGGUAUUCAGCCUUCAACCCCUCCUGCAGCCAUUCCUGAAACGGAGACGUCCGAGCCCAAGAAAGAACCUAAGGCCAAUUACCCAUCACAAGGGGGCAGUAGAAGUUGGUUUCCUUUGAAAAUUGGCUGGCUGAUGGGAAAAGGAAAGAACGAAGCCCACUUACCUGAUGACAGGAAUAAGUCUAUCGUUUGGGAUGAGAACAAACAGCGCUGGGUGAACCUAGAUGAGCCUGAGGGAGAGGAGAGCAAGCCCCUGCCUCCACCUCCGUCAAUUAUGCCGAAAAGACCUCAGUCUGGCUCCUCUGGACCAGGCGGACCUGGAGCUCCCCCAAACCCUUCAGUCAAUAUGUUCUCUAUCAGAGCAGGAGGUGCCAGAGGCCGCUAUGUGGAUGUGUUAAACCCAGGUGGCAGCAAACCAGCAAGUACUUUGCCACCACCAGCUGAUCUUUUUGCUCCGCUUGCACCAAUGCCCAUCCCAUCAAACCUCUUUGUUCCUAACUCAGUUCCAGAAGAGGGUCAGCCCAGCCUUGGCUCAGAUGCAGAAACGGUACAACCUCCUGACCAGCCAGGUCUUGAUAAUCUCACCCAGACCCAGUUUUUAAGUGCAACCUCUGGAUCUGAUCUGCCACCUUCAAACUCAGACGACUAUCCUUCUGGAGAGCUUUCUCGAUCUAGUUCUCUGAGUUCCUUAUCUCGAGAAGUAAGCCAGCAUAUGAAUCAGGCCUUCAGUAACGCUGCCCCUACAUCUGGUCCUCCUGUUGGGACCGUUCCCUUCUAUAACCCUUCAAGUUUUACACAACAGACUCCUGCAGGAGGAAGUGCAGCACGGCCUGGGAGACUUGGUCAGCGAAAAUACCCAGCACUGAAAUAGUCUUGGAUUCAGCCUCAAGACUUCCAGAACAUUUCAGUAUAAUCCUGUCUGUGGCCCUGAAUUCGAAACCCAGAAUCGUCAACUUGAUUCAGUGAAUUUCAUUUGAAGUGGUGAAAGGCGAGCUCGGUGUGAAAUGAUCUUUUGGGUCACUUGGUGGAAUGUUUCAAGUCUAUGAUGACUGGAGCUCUUUGAUGUUAUUUUUCUUUUUUUUAGAAAAUUCUUAAAGGGUUGGACAAUGAAGCAAGCAAACAUUGCCAUUUUGUGGCCUUCCCAUUUGACUUUCAUAGCGAAUGACACUGCUCUCAGCACCAACAGUGGAUAAGCAAGUUCUCUGAAACCUAGUGUGAUUGGAUUGAUGGUUGUGCGUACCCAGAUUUGGAUUGGCUUAACAGUGUAAAAUUGAAAAAAAAAAAUUGAUCUAUAUAUGCAUAGUGCACAUCAAGAGGCUGACCACUCUGCUCUAUUUUUCAGACAAACCCUGCACCAAGAAUUAAUAUAUUAAAUUAAAACUGUGACUGAUUAAUCUGGAAAAAAUUGAUCUUGUAGUAUGUAUGUAGACACAUGUAUAGUCUCUCCAGUCUUUUGUAAAAUAGAUGAAUCUCAAUGUUCCUGGAAGGUUUACAACAUCUUAAUGUUUUGUGUUUUAGACUCUUCCAGAUACAAAUAGGUUAUGAUUUACUUUUCUUAUAUUUGUGAUUUUUUUUUUUUUAAGUGCAAUAUAAUUUACUGCUUUCUCUCAUGCUGUUGGCUAAUUCUGAUUAAAAUGGAUAUGGCUGGUAACGGAUGAAAAGAGAAACAAAGAUGAUCUGCUGGCUUUUUAGAAUCCUGAUCUUUUAAGGGCCAAUCCACCAAAAAUGAUCUUGUAUGUAAGAAUCAUAAGAAGCUGGGUUACAUUCAGUAUCCAGCCAAUAUAUUUAUAUCGGAGUGGAUUGGCCCUUUAAGCAAUCUGUUGUUCUUUUGACUGUUUUGUCUUUCUGGUGUCUUACUGCAUUCUUGAUUUCCACAAAAGACCCAGUGGGGAGGGGAGAUUGGGUGACUGAGCAGACUUGAAAAGCUUUUAAUGUUUUUAAAAUUAUUUAAAUAAUAAAAUGCACAAAUGUUUAGAUUUAAUGCAAGUGAAAA